Penicillium brasilianum is the source of this 2435-nucleotide messenger RNA. The record is from the annotation of a GenBank genome assembly. Lineage: Eukaryota; Fungi; Ascomycota; Eurotiomycetes; Eurotiales; Aspergillaceae.
CCUACCGAUCAGUGUACAGUACUACUCCAUACCGAGCCAUGUUCUUUUCGGUAAUCUAUGUGGGCUAUCAGAAGCGUGGCUACUCCUGGAUCGUCUCCCAAAGGGGUUAAGAUAGACCGUGUUCCCUGGUUGUUUACCUCUAGCCGUUCUUUAUGACGCCGCCGUACACUCUUGGAGACCCUUGCCCAAAUCCCUCUGUCAUUGAUCGAAGGGUUCAUCGACUUGGUCUUGUUCUGGUCGUAAGACCCGUGAAAUACUCCAUACACCCCCUCCUCCUCUUCCUCCUUCUCUCUCCUCUUCUUCAACAUCUAGAAGCAGUGAACUUGGUUGCGCUUCCCACCUUCACUUGCGGCCUUUCGUUCCUCCCAUUAUUUUAUUUUCUAAUCUUCAACCCACAGUUCGCUCGUUUGUCUGUGGUCUUCUCUCUAUCCCGUUACUUUUUCUUGUAUAUUCUGAUUUCGCACAUACCCACCCUCCCCUCAGUACAUAAUCUCACACAAUGGUCCGUUUCGUGACUCCGCUCCUGGCCCUUUCGGCCCUCUCGGCCACCGCUCUUGCGGCUACCACCACUACCUGCAGCACCAGCAGCCAGUGCCCCGAGGACAAGCCUUGCUGCUCUCAGUAUGGCGAGUGCGGUACCGGCGCAUACUGUCUCGGUGGUUGCGACCCCCAAUCCUCCUUCUCCAUUGGCUCUUGCGCCCCGAUGCCCGUCUGUGAGAGCAAGAGCUACACCUGGGAUAACCUCGACAACACCGUCCUGAACACCAAGUACCUGGGCAAUGCCAGCGCUGCCGACUGGACCUACAGCGGGUACCCCAAGACCGAGGAUGGCAACCUGCUCAUGACCAUGCCCAAGAACUCCGUCGGUACUCUCUUCGCCAACAACCACUACAUCUGGUACGGCAAGAUUAGUGGCAAGAUCAAGUCGUCCCGUGGCAAGGGUGUCGUGACCGCUUUCAUCCUGCUCUCCGACGUCAAGGAUGAGAUUGAUUACGAGUGGGUUGGUGCCGACUUGACUGCGGUUCAGACCAACUACUACUGGCAGGGUGUCCUCGACUGGCACAACAGCGGCAACGCCUCCGUCAGCGACCAGGAUACCUUUGACAACUGGCACACCUACGAGAUCGACUGGCAGCCCGAUCAAACCCAGUGGAUCGUCGACGGCGAGGUCAAGCGCACCCUGAAGAAGUCCGACACCUGGAACUCCACUGCCAACCGCUACCAGUACCCCCAGACCCCCUCUCGCCUGCAGAUGUCGCUCUGGCCCGCCGGCCAGGCCAGCAACGCCCAGGGUACCAUCGACUGGGCCGGUGGUGAGAUUGACUGGGACAGCCAGGACAUCAAGGAGAAGGGCUACUACUAUGCUACCAUCGGCCAGGUCGAUGUCACUUGCUACUCCCCCCCCUCGGGCACCCAGCAGACCGGCAACAACUCUUACAUCUACACCUCCGAGGCUGCCUUGGUUAACAACGUCGCCAUCACUGAUAACUCUACCAUUCUCGGCUCCCUCGGUGCUACCGGUUUGGACAUGACCCUCGGUGCCAACAGCAGCAGUGCCACCUCGACCAGCAGCGACAGCGUUCCCACCAACCACGGUGGUUCUGGUGGUAUGGCCAGCAACAGCACGACCAGCUCGGGCUCUGACUCUGGCAGCUCCAGCGGCAGCUCCAGCUCCUCUUCUGCUACCAGCACUGGCUUCAGCCAGGGCACUGACACCACUACCAAGGACAACGGUGCCCCUGCUCAGGGUGAGCGUGUCCUCCGUGGCUCGCUCUUCGCAGUCCUCGUGGCCGUGGUCGUUCUGGUGACGCUGUAAAUGUAACUUCAUAUGGGACUUUUUUGUGUGUGUGUGUGUGUGUACUUGUGUGUCAGAAUACUUUUGCCAUACGAGAAAAUCUUAUCCUUGAGAUUUUCUGCUUUAUUUCCCUCCAAACUUUUUCUACUACUCUUUCACGAGUAAAACUCCCCUUUUUGGGAUCUUUGAUCCUGCCUUCGCUUCUCAACUGUCUUUGACUGACUUUCUGAUUCCCCCACAAUGAAGAAAACACAUCUUUUGGAUCUUUUGUACCGUUUCUCGUUUUACGCUCUGCUCUGCUCUGUUCUACAUCCUUUUGGAUCUAUCGAUUCCCUUUAACGCCGUCCACAUGUCCGAACUAUCCUGCUUCUACUUCAUGCUCGGCGUUUCUUUUUCUUCACCUAAUGGAUGAUUUCGCUCGGUCUAUUCGCCAUUGUCAUUUUUCUUUUCUCGGUCCGGCUGAUUUCAUGUCCGUCUCUGUAUGCCCCGUUUGUCACAGCGAUGAACCAACGCUCUUCCCUGGCACAUGUUUGGAAAUACCUAGCUCCACUCUAGGGAUGGUCUGUAAUGAUGGGUGGUCCAUAGUCAUAGUCUCUCAUAAUUUAUCUCAUUCUCAAUGUUCUGGUUUCUAGCUCGAAAG